AUGUCAUCAACCUUACAACAAACUUAUUCAUAUUUAGAACAAAUAUUACCAAUUAUUAAAAAAGAAAUAGGAACCGUAGAUACUGAAAUUAAAUAUCAAAAAGAAAAAAUUGAUAAUGUUUCAAAAUUAUUAAAAGAACUAACAUCAAACAUAGUUGAAUUUGAAAAUCAAAUACAGCAAUUUCAAAAUAACCUAAAUCAAUACUCUGAACAAAAAGCAAAAGAUGAAUCAGCCAUAAAGGAUCUCCAAGAUGAAAUUGAUAAAAGUAGUGAGGAAGCUGCAAGACUUCAAUCUGAAAUCGAUAGAUAUCAAAAGAUGAUGGAUGAAUUAGCAGAACUUGACCCUUUGGCUGCAGAAAUAACAAGUAUAAUUGAAAAGAUCAGAGGUGAUUUCGACCAAAUAACAAAUAAAAUUAAUUCAUUAAAAGAAAAUAUUAAUGCUUUAAAUACUUCAUUAGAAAAAACCCAAGCGGAUGAAGAUUCAUUAAAUCAAAAAAUUGAGUUAGCAAAUAUACAUAAGAUCCAACUACACAGACUUCAAGAUGGAAAAAAUCAAAAUAUUAAACAAUUGGGCAUAGAGAGAACCAACGAUGAAAACUAUAGACUUGAUUUAAUGAAUCUUAAAGAUAAAAUAGAAGAUAUUUCAAAACGUAUAGAGCUAGGAAAAGAAUUUAAAGAUGAUUCUUUGGUUUCAAAAGAAGAAAUCCAAAAGGAAAUAAAAGAUCUUUACACAAAACAUCAUAGGAAAGUACCAAAUGGUGUAUUAAAUUAA
Molecule: messenger RNA, 771 nt
Organism: Dictyostelium purpureum
Lineage: Eukaryota; Evosea; Eumycetozoa; Dictyosteliales; Dictyosteliaceae
Exons: 1
Coding region: 1-771 (256 amino acids)
Source: RefSeq, a predicted model, not a curated record